This is a messenger RNA of Linum trigynum, 1617 nucleotides long. NCBI's taxonomy places the organism in Eukaryota, Viridiplantae, Streptophyta, Magnoliopsida, Malpighiales, Linaceae. The record is from the annotation of a GenBank genome assembly.
AUGGCGCCGACGUUGUCUCAAAACACCAUUAUUCGUCAUUUGGGUCUCCCGGCGUCAAGAAGAGUCACGCUUCUUCUUAUUCUUUCGCUCUAUCUUCUUGGUCAUGCCACUUCGUCACCGGCGGCGACGUUUAGUGACAAACACAAUAGCGACGUUCUCGAACAUGUUCCAGUUGCUAACCGUACGAGCUUCCCGGCGGGCUUCCUCUUCGGGACGGCGUCGUCGGCUUACCAGUUUGAAGGCGCUGCAGCUGAAGGUGGUAAAGGGCCUAGCAUGUGGGAUGCUUACACUUCCAGAUACCCAGGUAAGAUAGCCGAUCGGAGCAACGGGGAUGUGGCCAUUGAUGAGUACCAUCGAUACAAGGAAGACGUUGCAAUCAUGAAGAACAUGGGGUUAAAUUCUUAUCGAUUUUCUAUCUCAUGGCCUCGUAUUUUACCGAAUGGAACGCUCAGUGGAGGCGUGAAUAAAGAAGGGAUCGCAUAUUACAACAACCUCAUUAAUGAACUUUUGGCUAACGGCAUAAAACCUUUUAUUACCCUCUUUCACUGGGACAUUCCCCAAGCCCUUGAAGACAGAUAUGAGGGCUUCCUUAGCUAUAAAGUUGUGAAAGAUUUUGUUGGGUACGCCGAUGUUUGUUUCGAGCACUUCGGCGAUCGAGUUCAACAUUGGGUUACAUUCAACGAGCCCCUAGCUUACAGUUUGUAUGCCUAUGGCACGGGGAUGAUGGCACCUGGCCGGUGUUCAAAAUGGAUGAACUUGAACUGCACCGGGGGAGACUCAGCCACUGAGCCAUACAUAGUUGCACACAACCUCCUCCUUGCUCAUGCAGCGACCGUAAAGUUGUAUAUAGAGAAAUAUCAAGCAAAACAAAAGGGUAAGACUGGCAUUGCCCACGUGUCGCAAUGGGGUAUUCCUCUCUCCGAUUCAAAGCAAGAUCACAAGGCUACACGACGGGGAAUGGAUUUCAUGCUCGGAUGGUUCAUGGAUCCAUUGGCCACAGGAAACUAUCCACGAUCGAUGAGAGCUAUCGUGAAGAAACGAUUGCCCAAAUUCUCAAAGGAGGAAUCCAAGAUGUUGAAAGGCUCCUUUGAUUUUGUGGGGUUGAACUACUAUACGACUUUCUAUGUUUCCAAUGCACCACCUUCCAACCCUCUAUUCUCAAGCUCAACGACUGAUUCUCGAACCAAUGCUUCACCUGCGAAGAAUGGUGUCCCCAUCGGCCCAAAGAGAGGGCUAUCUUGGGAGUACAUUUACCCCAAAGGAAUUAGAGAUGUUGUGCUCUACACAAAGAAGAAAUACAAUAACCCACUAAUUUACAUCACAGAAAAUGGCAUGAGCGAGGUCAACAACAAAACAUUAAGCCUCACGGAAGCUCUUAAUGAUACCUUGAGAGUGGACUUCUAUCGUCAGCAUCUCGCUUAUCUCAAUAGUGCAAUCAAGGAUGGUGCAAGGGUGAAAGGGUAUUUUGCUUGGUCAUUGUUCGACAACUUUGAAUGGACGAUGGGCUACUCGGUUCGAUUUGGCAUUAAUUACGUGGACUACAAAAAUGGGCUCAAACGAUAUCCUAAGCAAUCUGCCCUUUGGUUUCAAAGAUUCCUGAAGAAUAAUGAUCAAUAA